This is a messenger RNA of Lichtheimia ornata, 585 nucleotides long. RefSeq lists its product as uncharacterized. The record is from RefSeq and is a predicted model, not a curated record. The coding region runs from base 1 to 585 and encodes 194 amino acids. NCBI's taxonomy places the organism in Eukaryota, Fungi, Mucoromycota, Mucoromycetes, Mucorales, Lichtheimiaceae. Gene Ontology annotation, molecular function: GTP binding; GTPase activity. Gene Ontology annotation, biological process: small GTPase-mediated signal transduction. The transcript has 5 exons.
AUGACCCGGGUUGCUCGAAAGAAACUCGUUGUAGUCGGUGACGGUGGCUGUGGCAAGACCAGUUUACUUGUGGUUUACAAAAGAGGCGCCUUUCCAGAGCGUUAUGUUCCCACUGUAUUUGAGAAUUACAUUGCAAGUGUUCAACUCGAUAACAAGACGAUCCAGCUGGCGUUGUGGGAUACUGCUGGCCAGGAAGACUACGACAGACUGAGACCGCUCUCUUAUCCCGAGACCGACGUCGUCUUGAUUUGCUUUGCCAUUGAUCAAAGAACGUCUUUCACCAAUGUACAGGAUAGGUGGCUUCCCGAAGUAACCCAUUUUUGCGAAGGUGUUCCCAAGCUCCUCAUAGGCACCAAGAUUGAUCUACGUGAUAACGCUACCAGAAUCGCGCAGUUGAAUGCGUUGGGUAGUCAACUUAUCACUUACGAGCAGGGUGAACGUCUUGCAAAGGAGAUUGGAGCAAAAUACCAUGAAUGCAGUGCCAUGCUCAACAAAAAUGUGAAUGAAGUCAUCGAAGCGGCUACCAGAGCUGCCAUGUCAGGCGGUAUCAUGAAGCUGCAAAAAAAGUUGUGCACGCUGUUGUAA